AGGGCGUUCCACUUCAAACAUGCCUACUUUCAUUGGCCUUACAUUUCAAGUUAUUGCUUAUUGUUUCUUGUUCGACUUCAUUUUAUUUCCAUGAAACGCGGUAUUGUUGUGUUUUACAAUAUAAUGUCCACGCGACAUUCUCGUUAUAAAAUACUUUUAAAUUUGCUGUGUAACAUCGUUUUAGUAAUUAAUGUAAGGGAAUUUUCGUGAACUAAUCUAGUAUUUAUCAACCAUUAAAAUUAAUUUUACCCUUAGCUAUGCAUUUUCUCAAAGGAAUUAAUUUCCCGCACUCCCGUAAAUUAUGAAACCCAAAGCCGGAUUUACAGCUACGUCAUCGAGGUCAUCUCGAUCUAACCAUAUAGUGAUUUUACGUUACAUUUUUGACAUCCUAAAAUAAAAAAGUUUCAACCGAGUAUACCGAGAAUUGACUACAGAUCAAAUUACCAGUUGUAACCAUAGUUACUACUUACUACGCCCUCAAAAGGCAAGACAUACGACGUAGCUGUGGAUUUGGCUUAAGGGUGAAAAUAUAUUUUAAUGAUAUCGUAAUGUGAUCACCUAAUUUAACAUGUUUUAAUACGGCCCUUAGAUAAUACAGAAGAGAAACUAUAACAACAAAAUAUCGUCCAAACAUACAUCAAUAGUCAAUUGAGGCAAAUGUACUGCCUCUUAUCAAAAUGGACAUUGACGCGUUAAGAUUUUCCCUGUCUAGGACAAAAAUGGCUUUCCUGUCCUUGCUGCAUGUGACUUAUAUAUAUUACCACGGCGAUGUAACAGGUGCUGCGUCGGGGAUCAUUGACUUACCCGGAGAUUAGAUACUUAGCCAUUAUGAUUUUAUCGUAGUCGGCGGUGGAUCGGCAGGUGCUGUGCUGGCAAAUAGAUUAACCGAAGUUAAUGGUUGGAGCGUUCUUCUAAUAGAAGCUGGUGAUUAUGAAACGAUUCUAACAGACGUGCCUGCGUUGGCAGCCAACCAUCAACUUUCCAAGAUUGAUUGGAAUUAUACUACCGAACCUCAGGAUACAGCUUGUUUGGGUGAGUACAGUCAUAUUAUUUAAAUGUUGUGCUCAUUUGAUAAACAUAGAUUUUAAAGUCUUGUAAAGUUCUUUCAUAGUUUGUAAAUGAAACAAAUUAUAAUGUGAUGGUUUCCUAAAAUAUGAAAUGUACCCACAACGAAUAGGGUUUAAAGUUGUAUAAAAUGUAUUUAGGCUAUUCUAUAGUAUAAUCAUAAAAAAC
Myzus persicae (green peach aphid) is the source of this 1233-nucleotide messenger RNA. RefSeq names its product glucose dehydrogenase [FAD, quinone]-like. NCBI's taxonomy places the organism in Eukaryota, Metazoa, Arthropoda, Insecta, Hemiptera, Aphididae. The record is from RefSeq and is a predicted model, not a curated record. The transcript has 2 exons. Gene Ontology annotation, molecular function: flavin adenine dinucleotide binding; oxidoreductase activity.